Messenger RNA from Peronospora matthiolae, 249 nucleotides. NCBI's taxonomy places the organism in Eukaryota, Oomycota, Peronosporomycetes, Peronosporales, Peronosporaceae. The record is from the annotation of a GenBank genome assembly.
AUGGCGGACACUGCCUCGAAGCAUCGAGCUGAGUUUGCCUUUGCUCAGCUUGAGAACGAGAGAUCUCUGACAUCUCUUCGUGACGAGCUAAGGGUAGCUCGUGGGAUUGUUGAUCGGUCUCGGGAUGAGAUAACUGCUCUUCAGACCCUUGUUGAUGCCCACCAUCGGGAGCACAAGGCUCUCUGCGAGAUGCUUGAGCGCAAGGGCGUUCUUCAUCGGAAGAAGCAGCGUACUGAUGGUACGGCUUAA